UCCAUUCUUUUUCCGAGGUCCUGGAUCAUCUUCACUAUCAUUAUUCUGAAUUCUUUUUCUGGAAGGUUGCCUAUCUCCACUUCAUUUAGUUGUUUUUCUGGGGUUUUAUCUUGUUCCUUCAUCUGGUACAAAGUCCUCUGCCUUUUCAUUUUGUCUAUUUUUCUGUGAAUGUGGUUUUCCUUCCACAGGCUACAGAAUUGUAGCUCUUCUUGCUUCUGCUGUCUGCCCUCUGGUGGAUGAGGCUAUCUAAGAGGCUUGUGCAAGCUUCCUGAUGGGAGGGACUAGUGGUGGGUAGAGCUGGGUGUUGCUCUGCUGAGUAGAGCUCAGUGAAACUUUAAUCUGCUUGUCUGCUGAUAGGUGGGGCUGGGUUCCCUCCCUAUUGGUUGUUUGGUCUGAGGUGACCCAGCACUGGAGCCUACCUGGCUCUUUGGUGGGGCUAAUGUCGGGCUCUGGGAGGGCUUAUACCAAGGAGUACUUCCCAGAACUUCUUCUGCCAGUGUCCUUGUCCCCAUGAUGAGCCACAGCCACCCGCUGCCUCUGCAGGAGACCCUCCAACACUAGCAGGUAGGUCUGGUUCAGUCUCCUAUGGGGUCACUGCUCCUUCCCCUGAGUCCCAAUGCUCAUACUACUUUGUGUGUGCCCUCCAAGAGUGGAGUCUCUGUUUCCCCCAGUCCUGCCGAAGUCCUGCAAUCAAAUCCCUCUAGCCUUCAAAGUCUGAUUCUCUAGGAAUUCCUCCUCCUGUUGCCGGACCCCCAGGUCGGGAAGCCGGACGUGGGGCUCAGAACCUUCACUCCAGUGGGCGGACUCCUGUGGUAUAAGUGUUCUCCCAUUUGUGAGUCACCCACCCCGAAGUUAUGGGAUUUGAUUUUACUGUGAUUGCGCCCCUCGUACCAUCUCACUGUGGCUUCUCCUUUGUCUUUGGAUGUGGGGUAUCUUUUUUGGUGAGUUCCAGUGUCUUCCUGUUGAUGACUGUUCAGCAGCUAAUUGUGAUUCUGAUGCUCUCACAAGAGGGAGUGAGUGCACGUCCUUCAACUCCGCCAUCUUGAACCAAUCUGAGUGGAUGGUGUUUAAGGCCAUGUGCCUGGAUGUGAGGCGGAAGGUGGACAGAGGAUGGCAGCAGUCAGGACUGAGCCCUGGAACACUCCACUGGGUGGAGGUAGGGACGAUGAAGCAGAACCAGCAAAGGAACUGAGCAGGAGCAGCCAGAGAGGUGGGAGGAAGCUGAGAGAGUGUGGGCACUUAGGAGCCAAGGGGAGCAAGCAUCAAAUGCUGCCGAGGCGGUAAGAGUAGAGAAUAAACUGCAGUUUGAAGGUCUCUGAGGACCCCAACAAGGGCAUUUUUAUGGAGAGAGGGACAAGCUCAACUAUAGUGGGUAGAAAAGAGAGUGAGAGGUGAAGAACUGGAGAGGGCAUGUGUAGACAACCUUUUAAACAUUGACAUAUAAUGUAAAUAAAAUGAACAGACAACUCUCAAAGGUACAGCACUAUAAAUGUUAAAAUCUGUAGACACCUGUGCAACUGUCACCCAGAUCAAGAUAUAGAAUAUCACCAGCCACUCCAGGAAGCCACUUUUUGCCCCCUCCAAUUGAUACCCCCAAAAGUAACCACCAUUUUUAUUUCUGUCACCAAGGAUACCUUUUGUUUGUUUAAUGUACACAGGUUUUGAGAGAUUUUGUUGAUGGUUGGGCUCAGGUUUUAUAGGCAGAUAAUGUUCUUUCUUUUUUUUUCUUUUUUUUGUUUGGCUGUGUUGGGUCUUCAUUGCUGCGGUGAGCGGGGGCUACUCUUUGUUGCAGUGCACAGGCUUUGCAGUGGCUUCUCUUGUUGUGGAGCAUGGGCUCUAGGCGCACGGGCUUCAGUAGUUGUGGCACGCAGGCUCAGUAGGUGUGGCUCAUGGGCUCUAGAGCGCAGGCUCAGUAGUUGUGGUGCACGGGCUUAGUUGUUCCGUGGCAUGUGGGAUCUUCCCAGACCAGGGAUCGAACCUGUGUCUCCUGCAUUGUCAGGUGGAUUCUUAACUGCUGCACGACCAGGGAAGUCCCUAGGCAGAUAACGUUCUAAUGGGAGUGGGCAGCUGGAGUUCAGACUCUGUGGGGUAGCAGGUCCUGGGCCCAGUUUUCCUGGGUUCUGUGCUUGCUCUGUCUCCAAGGACUGCAUGACCAAGACUUCCUUGAGCCUCAGUUUCCCUAUCUGAAGCUUGAUCCUUCUCCCCUCACAUCUCCUUUGAAUUCUAGUAAUAAAUAGGGGAAUUCAUUGGGAGCAGUGAAAAAAAAUGGAGUUUUCCAGGCCUCUUGAUGGCUGUAGAGUCUAGAGCUCAGUCACUAGGGAUGGGCAGGGCUAGAAUCUUGGAGGCCCAGCUUUGUUUGAGCAACUGACCUGGCAACGGGGUGGGCCUGACAAACACUUCUGGCUUUCUGUAGUCUCCUCUGCUGUCUGUAUCUUCAGGCCACUAUGGUGCUGCUCAGGCCCCUGGUGCUUCUUCUUGCUCUGGUUGUCUCUGGUGAGGAGCUGGUGGGUGGGGGAACUCCAGUUCUCACCCCCUGACUCCACAGUGGAGUCUUGAUCCCUCUCAGAUAAGCUACCAUGGAGGACAGGGGGUGGGGGGAGCCAGGAAAUGGCAAAGAUCUGUAUCCCUGACCCUCAUUCCUUCUCUUGGCUGCUUCCUCGACCAAGUUCUCACUCCCAGUCUGUGAAAUGAGCUGACCCAUGGUUGGAUGUGGGGGACAAGGAAGGACUUUGGCUGCUUGUUUCCAGGAUGUGGCCAGGCCCUAAGGCAGAAAGGAGGGACUCUGAUUGUGUAUAUGGUUCCAUGAGAAUGGGGGCCUCCAGCCUGAAUCAUCUCUUCCUCACAGACCUCCACUCCCUGCCCUGGUUCAUAAAUGUCUCUGAGAGCCAGGGACCUGGCACCAUCCUUCAGUCUUUCUCCUUCAACUGCUCUUCACACACACCCACCCUGGAGUUGCUCCAUGUGCAGCCACCCACCACCUUCUUCAACCCACCUAGCCUAACUAGAUGGCAGGGGAUCUAUGUGGGCAAGAUGACCUUGAGCAGCUCGGCCCGGCUGGAUGCCCUGACAGUGAACCACUAUGAACUGCAGCUGCGGUUCACAUGUGGCAACCAUGUGAUGGAGGGGCCACUGUCUGUGGAUGUGCAGCGGGACCCUGGCCAUAUCCAGUGUGCUGGUCGAUUUGCCAGCCCAGCUGGGGAAAUCAUUCAGGUGCCAGAAACUGUCAAACCUGGGGCCCGGCUGUACACUCUGCUGCUCCCAGGCCAGGGAGCCCAGAUGAGCAUCACCAGUGCCCAGGAUCCGCCAUACUUCCCUGGACCUUUCUCUAUCAAUGGGCAGGGUUGGCUGCAGGCGCCAUCCCAGGGCCUCAAAGGCCAGGCUCAAAAGGUCUUCCAGCUUCAGAUCCUGGUGAACUUUGGACAAGGCCGAAGCUGCUGUGGGAUGCUGACAGUGAAAGUUUUGCCUGCUCCCUCCAGCCAGGUCUCCUUCCUGCAGCAAGCCCAGAAUAUCACCAUCCCGGAGAACCUGGUCCCCGGAAGUAAGGUGGUUCAGGUCCAGGCCCGGGGCUUCGAUGUGCGCUACGAGAUCCUCUCUCCAGUGCCCUGCCGGCUCUUCUCCAUCGGACGCGUCGACGGAGUGGUCCGGACAACGUCGCCCCUGGAGCUGGCGCAAGCCCCAGACGCCGCGGUCACUAGGCUGCGGGUGAAGGCCUUUGAGCGUCUCCGGCCGUGGGCCAGCGCCGAGCUUGAUUUCAAGGUGGACGUGCAGUCGGUCAACCGCUGGCCCCCGCGCUGCACACCAGCGCUGCUGGCGACUCAAAUCCCCGAGACCACGCCUGUGGGCACCGUGCUGAAUACCUUCACUUGCACUGACCCGGACUCUCCUGGCUCCACCCUGGACUACCAGCUACUGUUCCACAGCCCUGCUGGCGCAGCCAGCCUCUGCCUUCAAGACAGAGUCCUGGAGGUGAAUGCCACACUGGACUGUGACACUCCUGGCGCCUGCUUUCAUCAUGCAGCUUCCAUCCUGGUGCUUGAUGGUGGUCAGCCUCUGAUGACCACUGAGGUGCCAGUACUGGUGAUGGUAACACCUGUCAACGAGUUCGCCCCAGCCUGUGUCCCACGCACAUUCCGGGUUCGUGAGGAUGCAUGGCCCCACGCUCUUCUGGGCUCUGUGGUGGGCAAGGACAUGGAUUACCCGCACGACAGCAUUGAGUACUCCACCCCUGGCGGGUCUGCCACUUUUGCUGUGGACCGUCUCAGCGGGGAGGUUCGCCUCCUGGGGCCUUUGGACUAUGAGCUGCAGAAGUUCCACAGGCUCACUGUCCUGCUGACUGACCAUAGCCAAGACCAGGACCCCACCUGCCACCGCUCAGGCUCUUGCACAAUUACCAUUGAGGUGGAGGAUGUGAACGACCAUGCCCCCGAGUGUGAGCCCCCAUUUCAGGAGCUCACCGUCCACACUCACCUGGGCCGCAGCAUGGAGGUGACCAGGGUGUCAUGUCGGGUGCCCCAAGAGCCACAGCGCCUGGCUUUCUCCUACAGCAUUGUGGGAGGGAAUAGUUGGAGCCAAUUCAGUCUGCAAGGAGCUGUCCUGGUGCUCAACGACCUCAUGUUGGGGCCCUCCUGGCCAGAGCAGCCCCAUACUUAUGAGCUAUUGAUCCGUGUGGCCGAUGCAGGUCCCUUCACCCCCCACCUCAGCACCACAGCCACUGUCAUUGUGCAUCUAGUUCCCUGGAGGGCCAGCACAGUGGCCACCAGCACCCACAGAGCCACAGUGACUUCAAUGAUGACACCUCUGCUUGUGACAGACACGGAGGCUUUCUGGCAGCCGGAGCCCUGGUUUGUGGUGGUGCUGACAGUGACCAGUGCCCUUCUCCUCUUGGCUCUGGGCUGGCUCCUCAGCAGGCUCCUGUGGGGGUUGGCCCAGGUGCUACAGGUACCAAGCAAACCAACCCAGGCUCUACUGCUGAACAGUAUCCAGGGAACUGAGGGGUCCGUUGAGGGGUUCAUGGAGGCACUGAGGAUGGAGACACCCCAGGCACCCAGCAGUGUCAUGAGCCUGCAUUUUGAUGGCAGAGCACAGGACCCCCGUACAGGCAGAGAUUACCUGUUCAACACGCACACAGGAGCCCGGCGCUGGCUCUGAGGCCAAGAAGCUGCAUCAUAUUUGUGGAAUUUCUUCUUCACAUGAUUAUGUGUUUUCAAGUUGAUUCAAUAAUAAACAAAAUUACAAAGAGAA
Orcinus orca (killer whale) is the source of this 5241-nucleotide messenger RNA. RefSeq names its product cadherin related family member 4 (gene CDHR4). The coding region runs from base 2749 to 5148 and encodes 799 amino acids. Lineage: Eukaryota; Metazoa; Chordata; Mammalia; Artiodactyla; Delphinidae. Gene Ontology annotation, biological process: homophilic cell-cell adhesion. Gene Ontology annotation, cellular component: plasma membrane. The record is from RefSeq and is a predicted model, not a curated record. Gene Ontology annotation, molecular function: calcium ion binding. The transcript is spliced from 18 exons.